This is a messenger RNA of Alnus glutinosa, 992 nucleotides long. Its product is annotated as RGS1-HXK1-interacting protein 1. Bases 46 to 777 code for a protein of 243 amino acids. The record is from RefSeq and is a predicted model, not a curated record. The transcript has 7 exons. NCBI's taxonomy places the organism in Eukaryota, Viridiplantae, Streptophyta, Magnoliopsida, Fagales, Betulaceae.
AGAAAUAAACAAAGAAACCUUUCCGACCUGCUUCGGGGAAAAAAAAUGGCGGAGAUGGCGUCGUCGGGGGGUGAAGAAGCGUCGAUGGAGCAGCAAACGAAAAAGCAAGAAUCGCAGGCGUCAUCAUUAUCAUCAAUAACGUCAAUGGCGGAGGAUCUCCAAAGUAGUGUGAUCCAAUCAACUCGUUCUCUCCAGCAAAACUCUUCCGCCCAUCUCCGCACCUUACAGGAUUUCGUACCGCGUGCGGUGUCCCGGUGUAAAAGCUAUGAGGACGCUUUCUUCAUCAAAAUCAAAGAUGAGUUGAAGAGGGCGAGGGAACAUCCAGGUGCGGCUGUAGGGGUUGCAGCAACCGCUGCUUUCCUUCUUAUACCAGGCCCGAGAAGGUUUUUGUUUCGUCAUACAUUGGGUCGACUACAAAGCGAGGAGGCCCAGUUUGUUAGAGCUGAAAAGAAUGUGAAGGAGUUGAACAUUUCUGUUGAUCUCAUGAAGAAGGAGAGCAGAAAGUUGCUCGAAAGGGCAGCGCUUGCUGAAAAGGACAUGAACUACGGCCAUACUGAGCUCAUGAAGGCUGGAAGUGAAAUUCAAGACCUUGCGGAAUCAGUUUAUGCGGUUGAAGCUCAAGCCUCAGAUUUGAUGGAUGGGCUGCGAGAAUACCCUGGUAGGGAGGCUUUGAAACUUCGAGCAGAGGUUGCUUCUAUGGCAUCACUUCUGAAACAGCAGAGAGAUAAGUUGCACAAAGAGAUAAUGAAGAUUUCUGAAUUAGGGGUUCCCGUGUAAUAAAUAAGAGAAAUAUCUUGAUGACAUUCCUUGGGUACCCUUCCUUUUCUUUUCUUUUUUUGCCCUUUUUCCUCCUUUUUUGUAUUCCUCCAAUGUUAUACGUGAGGAAAGGAGAUACGUGCUAGGAGUAUAUUGGGAUUUUCACUUUCCCAUAUUUGUAAUGCUUUUUGGUGAAUUUAUAUUUUUAAGCAGAAGCAGAACAGAAUUGCAUAUAA